AUGAAGACCCUCGUGCUCGUCCUGCUGAGCGUGGUGUGCCUCUCGGGUUUGAGCCAGGCCAUCAUGUUCCAUCUGGAGCCGAACUCCCGAAAAUGCCUCAAGGAGGAGAUCCACAAGGGCGUGCUUGUCACCGGCGAAUACGACAUCACGGCUCAACCCGACCAAGUGGUGGACUUGAUGGUCAUCGAUACCAAAGGCCAGCACUUUGUCAAUCGUGAGAACACGGACAAGGGCAAGUUCGCCUUCACCACGGAUGACUACGAUGUCUUCGAGAUCUGCUUCUUGUCCCGCAUCCCGCCCAAUCGCCGGGGUAACGUGCACGAGGUGUUGCUCCAGACCAAGCACGGCGUGGAGGCCAAGAACUACGAGGGAUUGGGCGAUGCGGCCAAAUUGAAGCCCUUGGAGGUGGAGCUCAAACGCCUGGAGGACCUCAGCGAGAGCAUCGUCCAGGAUUUCGCCCACAUGCGCCAACGGGAGGAGGAGAUGCGCGAUACCAACGAGAGCACCAAUUCCCGUGUGCUCUACUUCUCCGUGUUCUCCAUGUGCUGUCUGUUGGCCUUGGCCACGUGGCAGGUCUUGUACUUGCGCAAGUACUUCAAGUCCAAGAAGCUCAUCGAGUGAAGGCCCAACACCACCUUGUGAUAUUGGCUCGUUUGAUUGGAUAUGAGGCGAGGGAUGGAUGGACCAGGACCCGGAAUGCCGAGUCCCGAGAUGAAAGCAGCCUGUGAGGAAUGCGUGUCAGCCACCAAGUUCUUGAUUCAUGUUUUUGCCCCGUUUUUUUUCUUCUUUUUUUACUUUAUUAUCGGGUCUUUUUGUCUCAAUAAUAAUUGUUAUAAUAAUAAUCAAUCCCAAUCAUA
Molecule: messenger RNA, 857 nt
Organism: Tigriopus californicus
Lineage: Eukaryota; Metazoa; Arthropoda; Copepoda; Harpacticoida; Harpacticidae
Gene: bai
Product: transmembrane emp24 domain-containing protein bai-like
Exons: 1
Coding region: 1-621 (206 amino acids)
Biological process (GO): Golgi organization; endoplasmic reticulum to Golgi vesicle-mediated transport; intracellular protein transport
Cellular component (GO): COPII-coated ER to Golgi transport vesicle; endoplasmic reticulum-Golgi intermediate compartment; endoplasmic reticulum
Source: RefSeq, a predicted model, not a curated record